Molecule: messenger RNA, 369 nt
Organism: Colletotrichum spaethianum
Lineage: Eukaryota; Fungi; Ascomycota; Sordariomycetes; Glomerellales; Glomerellaceae
Product: putative exopolygalacturonase B
Exons: 2
Coding region: 1-369 (122 amino acids)
Biological process (GO): carbohydrate metabolic process
Molecular function (GO): polygalacturonase activity
Source: RefSeq, a predicted model, not a curated record
AUGGAUUACGGUGUCAUCCUCGACUCCUGCUACUUCAACAUCAAUGAGACAACCUGCGAGCAGUACCCGUCUGGUAUGAACGUUUCAAACGUUCUGUUUGAGAACUUCACUGGCUACACCAGCGGAAUCUACGGCAACGCUGUCGCCAAGCUGACGUGCUCGACGAACCCCGACGCUGUCUGCCAUAACAUUAAGUUCAAGAACUUCAACGUCACUUCUCCCUGUGGCGGUGAGCCUGUGAUCAUUUGUGAUGGCAUCGACGGCGGCAUCAACGCUCCUUGUGUCAGCAUCGAUAGUAAUGAGGCCAAGGUAGCACUGGCGGCUAAGUGCCAGACUCCUCUUGCCCCAAUUGAUGGGAACCCUUGGUAA